Messenger RNA from Dentiscutata erythropus, 702 nucleotides. NCBI's taxonomy places the organism in Eukaryota, Fungi, Glomeromycota, Glomeromycetes, Diversisporales, Gigasporaceae. The record is from the annotation of a GenBank genome assembly.
AUGGCGAUAAAAAACGAUAUAAUGUUAAAUGUGAAAUUUAUAGGCGCUCUUUUAUGGGAAAUUGCUGAAGAAGAAAUACCUUAUACUAGACUAGGAAUAGAUUUGCAGACUAUUCGAGACCGUGUUGUUAAAGAGAAAUAUCCUUUAAAUCAUGAACCAGAUUUUCGUCCAACAAUUGCUAAAAUACACACAGUCCUCAAUGAUUAUCGUCAUAAAUGGAUGGGUGUAGAUCAAGCAACUGAAGAAUAUCGAAAGUCCGGCGGAAAUAAACAAAAAGCAUGGGAGAGCUUUAAAUACCACGCUGAACAGGGUGACAUAAUUGCGAAAUACUGGGUUGGUUACUAUCUAUAUCAUUCCAUCCUUCCUGAACAUAUAGAAAAUCGUCAAGAAAAUCUUCAACAUGCGGCAAUAUUGUUUAAAGAAGCUGUAGCUCAUGGUAAAGUUGAAGCUCAACUUCGAUACGGAUUCUGUUUGUGGCAAGGUGACGGUGUUCAGGUCGAUUGGGACGAGGCUAUGAGAUACUUAAAGUUAGCAGCUGAUAAUGGAAAUCCUACAGCUAUGUAUAAUGUCGGAAGUGCUUAUUGGUUUGGAAAAGAAGUAGCAAAAGAUCAAGAAAUUGGUGCCAAAUAUUUGAAAGUGGCUGCUAAGAAGGAUCAACAUAAUGCCAUUGCUAUGUGCAAAAAACUCGGGAUUAGUUUUUGA